Messenger RNA from Nerophis ophidion (straightnose pipefish), 1987 nucleotides. RefSeq names its product mitochondrial ribosomal protein S22 (gene mrps22). The transcript has 8 exons. Gene Ontology annotation, cellular component: mitochondrial small ribosomal subunit. The record is from RefSeq and is a predicted model, not a curated record. NCBI's taxonomy places the organism in Eukaryota, Metazoa, Chordata, Actinopteri, Syngnathiformes, Syngnathidae. Bases 38 to 1066 code for a protein of 342 amino acids. Gene Ontology annotation, molecular function: structural constituent of ribosome.
AAGAAGACAAAGAAGCGCUGGCAGCCGAAGAAGAAAAAUGAACAUGGCAGCGAAUGAUACAGCGCGGUGUUUAUUUCGAGGCUAUUUUUGGGUAAAAAAUGUCCAGAGGAGCAACAGCUUGUUGUUAAAAUGUAGCACCAGAAGAUUUUGCAGCGAUAGUCAAGAAAACGUCCAAGACAAUGCAAAGCCUCAAUUCACACAUCCAGUUGUGCAGGACAUCCUCAGCAGGAUAACAGGUCUGGACUUGCAUAAAGUGUUCCAGCCCCUCAAACAGGAGCUGAAGCCACCUAUCUAUAAACUCAUGACGGAAGAGCAACUACAGCAGGCAAUGGAGUCAGCUGAAGAGAAGGCUAAGAAGAUGCUGCAAAUGCCUCCUGUUCUACCAGAGAGGAAGCCCAUCAAUGAUGUUUUGUCUGUGGACACAGUCCUGGAUGGCAUGGAUACAGCCAAAUAUGUCUUCACAGACAUAACCUAUAAUAUUCCACACAGGGAAAGGUUCAUUCUGGUGAGGGAGACCAACGGGAAGCUAAGGAAAGCCACUUGGGAGGAAAGAGACCGGCUUAUUCAAGUGUACUUUCCAAAAGAUGGACGCAGAAUUACCACACCUCCCUUCUUUAAGGAGGAGAAUGUAAAGAUGUUAUUCUCCCAGGACCGACACAAGGAUGUGUUGGACUUAUGCCUGGUUCAAUUUGAACCUGACUCAUCAGAGUACAUCAAGGUGCACGCUGCCACCUAUGAGGAUUUGGACAAACAUGGGAAAUAUGAUCUCCUUCGCUCCACCAGGCACUUUGGUGGCAUGGCCUGGUACCUGGUCAAUGCACACAGGAUUGAUGGCCUCAUUGUGGACAUGCUGAAAAAGGAAUUGUUUCAGGAUGCGGUGAGCCUCGUAUCUCUCUUCCACCUCAUACACCCUCACAGCAAGUCGGCCCAGGAGGCUUCCAGUCAGCAGGCCACAGGCACUGACCUUCUCACGAUCUACGCCCAGAACGAAUCCCAGAGGUCAGGCUACAUUGAGCUGGCCCUGCAGGCGUAUCAACAGAAUGUGGGUAAGAGCGCUUCUGCUUGACCCGCUUCCUCCCACUGCGUGUUCUACAAACCCACAAUGAAAGAUGAACAAAACCUGAAGGACAAGCAACAUAGCUUCUUCUUUGACGAAUCCUGGUCUGUUGUUUUUUUAAAGAGUUUGCAUCAUAACCACAUAUUGUAAAGAAAUUAAUAAACAUGUCUUUGUAAAUGUGAUAGAAUAACUGUGUUUCCCCUAUCUUUAUAUCAGGAAAUAUGUCAUGGCGUGUUAUUCGAAUUUGCAGGUCAAGACAAACAUCCGCACAAGGCUGCAAGGUGAUCUUCGAGCUUACAUAAGGAUCUCUAUAACUAAAUCUGAUGAUUCUGACUUCACCAAGCAGAAAUGUUUUGGGAAUGUUCUGGCGUAAACACUGCAGUGACAAAAGAUGUCCACAAAUCUGUGUACAUAGUAUGCUUUCGUAUGUAUGAUUACAUACCACAAUUUCCGGGCUAUAGAGCGCACCUAAAUAUAAGCCACACCCACCAAAUUUUGGGCCCAUUUUAUUUUGUACAUAUCUUGCCCGCACAAGUCUGGAAACCGGAUGUGUACACUUAUAAAAUGAAAUAUUUACACAGGCGCUUGUGUUCAUUCAGAAAUGUAACAAAACACGGGGCCUGUAACACUGCAUACAGUAGCCUAAUUGAGAAGUCAUUGAACGUUGUCUUUGUCCUUAUCCACCUGUGUACUGAAACCGUAGAGGUUGUCUUCCACACUCGCUAAUGGUGGGGGAUUUCUGUUCCGUGCGCAAGCUGUUUAAUUUUUCGAUAGCAUUCGGCUUUGGGGCUGUGUUUUGUCCAUUUUUUUGUUUCGUCUCCAUGAUGAGGGGGAGUCCAUACCACGCUAUAUGGCUGAUUGAAUGAUUGUGUGAGUGCAUUUGAUUUCAAGAGGUCAUCUUAUGCGAAAUAAACUUUUCUUUCGUAUUUA